Anthonomus grandis grandis is the source of this 2118-nucleotide messenger RNA. RefSeq names its product SET and MYND domain-containing protein 4-like. Gene Ontology annotation, molecular function: protein binding. NCBI's taxonomy places the organism in Eukaryota, Metazoa, Arthropoda, Insecta, Coleoptera, Curculionidae. The record is from RefSeq and is a predicted model, not a curated record. Bases 54 to 2069 code for a protein of 671 amino acids. The transcript has 7 exons.
GAACACAAUCCGGUACGCGUAUCCCAAUUUUCCAGAGUUUCAGUUUCGGUAAAAUGAAAACCAACAUCACGGAUUUUCAGAAGUAUUGCGAAAAAGCCAUCGGGAAAUUAUCGAAUGACUGCAUCGAGUCAUUUAGGGAAGCCAAGGAUGAUAUAACGCGAAUUAAACUUAUGUACGAUGUCGCCCAACAGAUUCCCUUAGGAUCAGGAUCGAGUGAUAAGGAUGUUAAAUUGGCCGAGGAGAAGAAAAAUGAAGGGAAUCGGUUCUUUGCUAAAAAAGAGUAUGGAGAUGCUAUCAAGUGUUAUAAUCACGGGAUUAUAUAUUGUCCACAAGAAACAAUUCAAGAUAGAGAACUUCUAACGAUUCUAGUAUCAAACCGAAGCGCCACCAAUUUCGAAUUAGAAAAAUACAGGCGGGUCCUGGACGAUUUGGACUACAUAAGUGAAAUUGGUGAUUAUCCCAAGCACCUAAAGUACAAAUUAUGGCUGCGAAAAGCUAAAUGCUAUGACGCAUUGGGCAACAUCAACCUGGCGGCUGAAGCUUAUGCAGAAUCCCUUAAGACUUUAAGGCAAAGCAACUUAAAAGAAGACGCCCUACAGUCCAAAAUUAAAGAAAUUGAAAAAGCAAAAAUAGAUAAUAAAAAGGGAAAUCAGAAAAAGGCGAAGGAGUACCAGGAGCUGAUACCGGCAUUUACUGAAGAACGUUUUGUCGCUGGAAGCGAGUUUGUUGCUGCAAAUCCGAAAAUCACCGUGGCACAAGAUAGUUAUCAGGGCCGAUAUGCUAAAGCUGUCGAGGAUAUUGAAGCGGGUACUAUUCUAGUAGAAGAACCUGCUUUUUCCUCAGUGGUAGACAAAGACCACGCCCUAGUCAACUGUCAAAACUGUUUGACCUCAGUGGAACUACCAAUAGCUUGUCCAGGAUGUGCAGAUGUUAUAUUCUGUAGCACCCACUGUAGCAGAAUGGCCACAAAAUCCUUCCACGCGGUAGAAUGUGGCUUUCAGAGAAACUUAUUCGAUUCAGGGGCUUCGGUGAAUUGCUUGUUGGCUCUACGUAUCAUCAGCCAAAAACCUGUACAGUUUUUCCUCGAUAAAAGAAACAAGUUGAAGGAUUUCUUGAAGGAUUCUUGCAAAAAGAACGUAGUCAGAAAAAAGAUUUAUCGUUCAGAUGAUUAUGACAACGUAUUCUUCCUAUGUCGGAACCAGGAUCUCAGGAAAAAAGAGGAAUUAAUCCACUACUCUUGCAUGUCCAUAUAUCUCCUAAGAAUUUUGAAGCAUGGCUCCUAUUUUGGAGACUAUCAAGACGACAUCCUAACUGAGGAUGAGCUCUUUAUCGGAUCAUUAAUACUACGCCAUUUGCAAAUAUUACAGUUUAAUGCCCACGAAGUGUCCGAGCUACAAAACUCUACUGAUCUCGCACAGAAAUCUCCAAUAAUGUUUACAAAUUAUGAGAAUGCCACAAUAGGAGCCGCACUGUAUCCUACAUUAGCUUUGUUUAAUCAUUCUUGUGAUCCUAGCAUUGUGAGAUAUAAUAUUAAAAACAAAAUUAUAGUUCGUGCAAUCAAGCCAAUUAAAGCAGAUGAUAUUAUUUAUGAAAAUUAUGGUCCACUCUAUAUGACAGAUACCUUGGAAAAACGUCAAGAGGAGCUGAAAAAUAAUUAUUGGUUUGAGUGUCUUUGUCAGCCCUGCACGGAUCUAUGGCCGACCUUUCAAGAAAUGAAAGAGAACGAACUUAGGAUUCCAUGUAAGACCGAUAGAUGUCCCUAUAUAUUUACGGUUAAAGAUCAAGAUGAUCCGUUUAUUACGUGUCCAUAUUGUAAUAAUACCACGAGUUUGAUACCAUACCUCAGAGGAUUGAUGAAACUCGAAGAGAUUUUACCAGAAGCAGAACACCAACUCAGCAUGAAACACUUUGAAAAUGCUUUGAAAAAGUUUGUGCAGGCUUUGGAGAUUUUGUUUAAGUAUUCGAGGCCUCCCCAUCCAGAGAUUAUUAAGAUACAGCAACGGAUGAGGAUAUGUAUGCUACAUUUUGGAAAUAAGGCCUUUGAUUAUAAACCAGAAACUCAGUGUUAGGAGGAGUUUGUUGAAGAUUUUUUAAUAUAUUAUGGUAUUUACCUUUUCA